Messenger RNA from Aureobasidium subglaciale EXF-2481, 3496 nucleotides. RefSeq lists its product as uncharacterized. Bases 154 to 3372 code for a protein of 1072 amino acids. The record is from RefSeq and is a predicted model, not a curated record. Gene Ontology annotation, biological process: GPI anchor biosynthetic process. NCBI's taxonomy places the organism in Eukaryota, Fungi, Ascomycota, Dothideomycetes, Dothideales, Saccotheciaceae. Gene Ontology annotation, molecular function: mannose-ethanolamine phosphotransferase activity. The transcript has 2 exons. Gene Ontology annotation, cellular component: endoplasmic reticulum membrane.
UCGGAUUCCACGGAAGCUGAUCGAGGUCAAGCUUCCCCUCCACAAGGUCCACCCCUCAAUUUAUUGCUUCCUCCGAGUUUGCAGCGACUGGACUGUUUUCUUCUCCUCUUCAGUUCUAAACCCACCGAUGCCUAGGCGGUAGCUUUGAAUCCAAUGUCAGCAAGCGAUGGGACCGGUAUUGCGGCUCACUUGACGGGAGGAGCAGGAGAGCAGCAGGCUCAGAUCCCAAAGACGGAGACGUCCAAGGAUGUGCAGAACGAGCGCCGUCAGUCAUUCAAGCGCCGCCAUGGUUUUCUUGUUGCCUUCUUUACUCUGAUUUUACUAUUCCACGUCUUGGGCAUUUUCCUCUUCCUUAGCGGCUUCCUCCUGACACGCCUCGUGCUGGACCACAAGUCCGAAUGCGCCGUACCUCCCACUCAUCUGGCCUCGUCCUACACACCUGGCUCACCCAUCGAUGGCUGUUGGCAUCCCAAAUCCUUCGACAAGGCCGUCGUCAUCAUUGUCGACGCUCUUCGCUACGACUUCACCGUGCCCUGGUCGCCCAAGCACCCGCAGCAAGCCUCUCAACACUUCCACAAUGCUCUGCCUAUCUUCUGGGAUACUGCCGUAGCCGAACCCGAGAAUGCCUUCCUCCUGCCCUUCAUCGCCGACCCGCCUACCACCACCCUGCAACGUCUCAAGGGGCUGACGACCGGCACUCUUCCCACUUUCAUUGAUGCUGGCUCCAACUUCGCAGGCACUGCAAUUGAGGAGGACAACCUGGUCGCACAGCUCAAGGCUGCUGGCAAGAGGAUAGUACACCUCGGUGAUGACACAUGGCAUUCGCUCUUUCCUGGAUACUUCGACCCUGAACUCACCAGAGCCUACGACUCCUUCAAUGUCUGGGAUCUGCACACGGUCGAUAACGGCGUCAACCAUCACAUCUUCCCUCUCUUGCACUCUUCAAACACAUCUUCUUGGGAUGUCAUCUUUGGACACUACCUAGGCGUCGACCACGCUGGCCAUCGCUACGGUCCCGAUCAUCCUGCAAUGGCCUCCAAGCUUCAGGACAUGAACGCCGUAUUUGAGAGGAUGAUCGCCGAGCUUGACGAUCAGACCUUGCUAGUUGUCAUGGGUGAUCAUGGUAUGGACGCAAAAGGCGAUCACGGUGGAGAGUCGGACGACGAAGUCGAAGCCGCUCUUUGGAUGUACUCCAAGAAGGGCUUGUUUGGCCGUCGUGAUAAAUCCGCCGCGAAGCCUCCAAUCACAGCCAAGGAGAGGCCGGUGGCUCAAAUUGAUCUGGUUCCUACUCUGUCUUUGCUUCUUGGUCUGCCCAUCCCCUUCAACAACCUUGGUCGCCCAAUUGAAGAGGCUUUUAUUGGCAGAAAAUCUGAUGACUAUCGAAAUCUCGCUGAAGUAAGUCACUUGACUGCUGCACAAAUCCACAGAUACCAAAAGGAAUACUCCGCCGUUCGCAAACUCGAUUCGGCCUCUACACUGCCCCCUGAGACCCUCUGGGAGGCGGCCUCUAAGGUCUGGGAUGAGCUUGAGAACACGAAGAAACCUUCUCUCAAUCUCUGGAAAGCAGCCUACUCUCAGUUCGGUGCCUACCAACAUGAGAAUCUGCGUGUGUGCAAGAGUCUAUGGGCCCGCUUCGAUCUCGCCAGCAUGGCGAUGGGUAUCAUAUUACUUUCUGGUGCACUUCUCACCAUCGUCAUCUUUGCGAACGGCUACAAAGGAGAUCGUGGUGAGAUCGCUUCUAGCCUCUGUAUGCGUGGUGUGAUCGGCAUGGCCGUCGGAGCUGGCGCAGGCCUUCUCCUGACAGGACUGACUCCUGUCUCCUGGAUCAAUUCUGUCGCAUUCUUCUCAGGAGCGAGUGGUAUCCUAGGCACGCUCUCUUGCUUUGCAUCUGCACCCUCGAAGCUCCGUGCCCCGUUACCCACCUCUUUUUGGGGCUGGAUCUGCACAAUUCCACCGGUACUCCUCUGCAUCGGCUUCGCUUCCAACUCGUUCACCAUUUGGGAAGACGAGAUUCUGCUAUACAUGCUUUGCUCCAUCGGCGCAUUGAUGCUUGCGUCUUCCUUGCGCCUACAGAACCCUCAGGAGCGUCUGCUCGGUUCUUGGCACUCGGUCUCGUUCAUCGUUCUUACUCGGCUCGCAUCUCUUUCUCGCCUCUGUCGUGAAGAACAGAUGCCAUUCUGCAGAUCGACCUACUAUGCUUCCGCGACUUCUUCGACCUCAGCUUGGUGGCAGCUUACCAUCCCCUUCAUCAUUGCUGUUAUCCUGCCAAGUGCCAUACGCGACUUCUUCGCUCGUACGAAAAACUACCAAGGCACAGCUGUACUGUGGUUGAGUAUCGCUUUCCGUGUGGGACUUGUCUUUUCUGCAAGCUACUGGAUCCUUGAUGCAGCUGAUGACAACGAGUGGAUCCCUCAGAUCUCUAGCGAGAAUCUGAAGACAAUUCGUGUGUUCAUCGCGCAAGCCAUCCUAGGUAUCGCUUGGGCUGCUGGUUACAGCGCGUACCUCUACUCUGCUCCUUUCCUGGGCGUCGAGACCGAGACACCAGCACCUGAGACGGAGCUCAUGGAUCCUACGGACCCCACUUCGGCCAUGUUUACACCAGUCAAGCCACAACAGCGCAAGAAACUCAUUAUCCUUGGUUAUGCCAACACUCACGGCACUAGAUACUUCCUCUUGCCCACUAUCUGGGCGCUGGUACUUCUCCUUCUCCAAAAGCCCAUGGGUCAAGGUACGCUUGCGCUAUGCUUGCUCAGCAUUCUCAACCUGCUUGAGAUCAUCGAUGCCAAUGAUUUGCGCAACUCUCCAUUGGGACCUGUUACCUUGGCUCUGAUGGCUGGCUUCUACUUUUUCAAGACGGGACAUCAAGCCACGCUCUCCUCGAUCCAGUGGGAAUCCGCAUUUAUCCCGCUAAAGACCAUCAAGUAUCCUUGGUCGCCCAUGUUGGUCAUUAUGAGCACAUUUGCGCCGUACAUCCUCUGUGCACUUGCUGUUCCGACAAUCGCUUUCUGGAAGGUACCUCCCCGUACCCCGGGCCUGAUUGAUCAAGUCGCCAAGGCACUUGCUACUCAUGUAGUCUUCUACGCUGCUAUUGCUCUUGCGACUGUUGUUGAAGCAGCCUGGCUGCGUCGUCACUUGAUGCUUUACCGCAUCUUCAUGCCCCGCAUGUUGCUUGGUGUUGUAGUACUCGUAGUUGUGGAACUAGUUGGCGUUAUCGUUGGUCUGAUAGGUAUCAGAAGCAGCAUUCGCAGUGUAGCAGAGGUGUUUGGAUGGGGUCCUCUGGUUGAGGCAACACCUGUCCAGGAGAUUCGGCCUACCACUACCGAAGCAGUGGCUGAAACAGUGGCGGUCUCUGAGGAGACCAAGAAAGAAUAGAUCUCUGCAUAGGGUUUUCAUGAAUCUGGGUGGGAUAUGACUCAUAUAUAGACUUUAGCAUACGCAUUUUUGUUUUCAAUUAGAGCAAUCCGAUUUUGAAGAACUUUAUAAAAGUGCAUGGCAC